AUGGCCCGCUACCUAACGCCCGCCAAAAUAGGCCUGCUCGCCCUCAUUGAGCUCUACACAGAUGAACACGUCCCCAGCACGGCCAUCAUCCCCUUGCUCUCUUUCGUCACUUCCCACCUUCUCGACCCGGAUCCGCAGAGCUUCGUCACUGCCGGCAGCAAGGAAACUCGCUGGCGCAAGGCCGAGAGCACUGUCAGCCUCGUCAUCGGCAUCAAGGAUUUCGAGAAGCUGCUGAGCGCCCACUCCGUCGUCGUCGGCCUGCCCGGCCGCAAGCUGUGGGAUACGUUCCUCACAAAGCUAUGGGGCAUAAACUCUCUCGACCAGCUCCACGAAUUCUUUGGCCGCAAGGCGCAGUGCCUGGCCAAAACAAGGGAGGAGCUGCGGCGUACAGCCGGGGGCGACGAAUCGGUCGCGGCACAGCUGUGGCAGGAGCAGCAACAGAAGCCGGGUAUCACGCUUUCGAGGAACUCGCCGCUGGGCCAGUUUGUGCGGCGGUGCCAACUCGAAUUCUCAAGGCUGCAGUUCCACGAUGUGACGCAGCUUUGGACGGACUUCGUGCAAUACCGGCAGCCCACGGCGGGGUACCUGCGGAAGAGGAACCCUUCGUUUGGUCGGUUGAGCUUCGACCAUGUUCUCAUGGCUGGCGAACAGGCGGAAUGGGACAUGAAGGGGGUGGCUGCGCUCACGUCCGUUGUGUACGGCGAUAUGGUAAAGAGUGGCACUCCCUCCGCCGUGCCAGUAAGCACAGAUGAUAUUGAGCUCUUGCUUGAGUUCCAAAUUGAGCAAAUGCAGAAAUUCGGCAAUCGUAUACCCUUGGAGCUUCGGAAUCAGUUUCAUGACCUUCUCGGCGACAGCUUUCUUGUGCCCAGCUUGCGGCACUACCUGAGUUUCCUUGAUGCAUGGAGAUCCGGUGACUAUCCCACAGCGUUCGAUUUCCUCCAUCAAUACUUUGACUACACCAUGCAGAACCGAGACAGGCUUUUCUACCAAUACGCGUUGAUGAAUCUAGCCGUUCUGCAAGCAGACUUUGGUUGCUACAGAGAGGCUGUUGCAGCCAUGCUCGAAACCGUUUCCACGGCCCGCGAAAACCGCGAUAUGACCUGCUUGAACUUUGCUCUCAGUUGGCUCUUUCACUUUGGCAGGGCACACCCUGACUUGGUUAGAGACUUAGAGGCCGACAGUUUGCUCGGUACAGCCAAGGAGAGUCUAUCAUAUCUCCGCGUGAAGGCGAAGGAGACGGGCAUGUGGACUCUUUGGGCAUCAGUACUGCUCAGCGAAGCGAAGCUCGGUCUAGCAAACGGUGAGAGCGUGGCCACGUCGGUCGAGCUCAUGGUUCGCAGCUCACAUCUCAUUGUCGAACGGAACAUGAAAAACAUGUUUGGCGCCCAGCUCUCUAUUCUUAUCGCCUUGUGGGAUAGGUUGGGACUUGCACAUCUCUCGGCGAUGGACUGCGAGAUAUUCUUGCGGUGUCACGCGAGACACUCCAUCUUUGACGACGAGCUAAAGGUUACAUCACGUCUGGCGUCACAGUUGGCCGCGAAAGGCAAGUUCGACGAGGCACUGCAGAAAAUGGAGGCGCUGGAUGACAAUUCUCUGCGAUCAUGGAAGCCGAGCCAGUACUGGUUCAAGUACCGUGGAAUCAUCAAGCUGAAACGAGACCUGCACCACAAUAACCUCGAUGGCGCGGAGCAACUAUUGUCGCAACUCCUUCAAUCCAAAAAGGAUGACCUAGAGCCGGACAUGGCCUUCGUCGUCGACUUCCUCCACAUAGACUGCCUAAUACGAAGGGGGGAUUUGCAAGCGGCCUUCAACAAGGUCGAAGAUAUGCUCGCCGCGACGCGCGACGAUAAGAGAGACAUCGCGCUCCGCGUAAGACUCAUGUUGAUCAAGGUUCACCUUUACGAGAAGUGCGGACGCCCGCAGCGGGGGUUCACGAUCGCCAUGCGGGCCGCCAGCAUGGCCUGGCGGGCAAGGCUGGUCUCGUGUCUGUGGCAGGCUGUCGGCGCCAUCGCAAACAUAUUAACGUCAUUGGGAGAGUUCGAGGCCUCCUCGCAGCUUCUCACCGCCAUCCUCCCCCGAAGUCUCGAGUGCGACUCUGCUGCUCUGAGCGGGCAGCUAUACUCUUAUCUCGCCGACGCAAACAUGGGCAUGGCAGGCAAGAUGGCGCCGCAGUCGGCCAAGCGGAGGGAAUAUCUGACCCGGGCCACGGGGGCGAUCGAAAAGGCGUUUGAUCACUACUCGAGCAUCGAGGACAUUACGCGUCAGUGCGAGAUGAUGGCCAAAAAGGCCACCAUCAUGAAGGUUGCCGGUGACAAAGUCCUGGCGGCGGAUUAUGCGGCGGCUUAUGUAGCUUUACGCAAGGAAGCAGCUGCCCUUUCUAUAUGA
This is a messenger RNA of Colletotrichum graminicola M1.001, 2385 nucleotides long. Its product is annotated as anaphase-promoting complex protein. The record is from RefSeq and is a predicted model, not a curated record. Gene Ontology annotation, molecular function: protein binding. NCBI's taxonomy places the organism in Eukaryota, Fungi, Ascomycota, Sordariomycetes, Glomerellales, Glomerellaceae. The transcript has 3 exons. Gene Ontology annotation, cellular component: anaphase-promoting complex. Bases 1 to 2385 code for a protein of 794 amino acids. Gene Ontology annotation, biological process: protein K11-linked ubiquitination; anaphase-promoting complex-dependent catabolic process; positive regulation of mitotic metaphase/anaphase transition.